AUGAAGGUCACCACGAUUAUCACCGCUUUCUUGCCGGUUCUGGCUCUUGCUCAGACCGACAGCACCACCACCAUCACCUCGACUGAGACCCAGACCAAGACCAUCACCCUGUCCCGCGCCCACACUACCACCAUGACCUACGGCAGCAACAACACCACCGCAACUAUCAAGCCUACCGGCUCCGGCGGCUCCGUCAUUGCCACCGCGACGUCCGCUGCUCCUGCCGCCUCUUCCUCUACCGGCGCCGCAUCAAGUCUCAACUCUGGCAGCAUCGCCUUCGCCGGUGUUGCCGGUAUCAUCGCUGCUGCGCUGUUGUAA
This is a messenger RNA of Colletotrichum karsti, 318 nucleotides long. RefSeq lists its product as uncharacterized. NCBI's taxonomy places the organism in Eukaryota, Fungi, Ascomycota, Sordariomycetes, Glomerellales, Glomerellaceae. The transcript has a single exon. The record is from RefSeq and is a predicted model, not a curated record. Bases 1 to 318 code for a protein of 105 amino acids.